Merops nubicus (carmine bee-eater) is the source of this 552-nucleotide messenger RNA. RefSeq names its product adrenodoxin-like. The coding region runs from base 1 to 552 and encodes 183 amino acids. NCBI's taxonomy places the organism in Eukaryota, Metazoa, Chordata, Aves, Coraciiformes, Meropidae. Gene Ontology annotation, molecular function: 2 iron, 2 sulfur cluster binding. Gene Ontology annotation, cellular component: mitochondrion. Gene Ontology annotation, biological process: P450-containing electron transport chain; positive regulation of oxidoreductase activity. The record is from RefSeq and is a predicted model, not a curated record. The transcript is spliced from 4 exons.
AUGGCUCAAGGCAUCUGGGGGCUCACGCGACCCUUGCUGAGUGGACUGAAUGUGAGCAAAAUCCGCUUUAUUUAUCUCUGUGGGGUGACUGGGCAGCAUCACACACCAGCUAACCAGAGGUCACAAAGAGGCUUCAGCUCCACACACAAGCUCCGGGAUGCCUCUGGGGAAUCGAGCUCUACAGACCAGGUGACAGUGCAUUUUAUAAACCGGGAUGGAGAGCGACUCACGGCCACAGCCAAAGAAGGGGAGAGUUUGCUGGAAGUGGUGGUCAAUCAAAACCUGGCCAUUGAUGGAUUUGGUGCAUGUGAAGGGACGUUGGCCUGCUCUACGUGCCACCUCAUCUUCGAGAAGGACACCUUCCAAAAGCUGGAUGCCAUCUCAGAUGAAGAGCUGGACAUGCUGGACCUGGCGUACGGGCUCACCGAGACAUCUCGCCUCGGCUGCCAGGUGUGCCUUAAGAAGUCCAUGGAUGGUCUGACAGUGCGGGUCCCCAUGGAUGUAUCGGACAUCAGGGGGCAGGUGGAGGUUGGAAAGCAGAGCAAACAGUAA